UGCUCCAACAUAACUGCCACGUUACCAAAUCUAGUCAUAAGAAUUCAGAAUUGGACGCGAAUCUCAUCCGGUUCGCGAAUUUACGGUUCUGCAGGCAACUUGGAAACGAACCCAGAUCAGAGUCCAGAGAUCGUUCGUCGUCCUUCUGAUUUGUGCAGAGUUUAGGGUAUUCAGACGUCAACUGAUCAAGAAAAAGAGUCCGCAGGCCAAAGAUGAGCGAGGUCUUCGAAGGCUACGAGCGUCAGUACUGCGAGCUCUCCGCUAAUCUCUCCCGGAAAUGCAAUUCCGCCGCCAUUCUUUCCGAUCAAGAGCAGAAGCAGCAGAAGCUUUCCGAGAUUAAAACUGGAAUUGAUGAAGCUGAUGUUCUGAUUCGGAAAAUGGAUCUGGAAGCAAGAAGUUUGCAGCCAAGUGUGAAGGUUGUGCUUCUUGCUAAAUUAAGAGAAUAUAAAUCUGAUCUGAAUCAGUUGAAAAAAGAAUUCAAGAGAGUGACAUCGCCUAAUGCCAAUCAAGCUGCCCGUGAGGAGUUGUUGGAGUAUGGAAAUGCGGAUGCUCUUUCGGCUUCUGCCGGACAAAGAGAGAGACUGGCAAUGUCAGUAGAGAGAUUAAAUGAGUCAAGUGAGAGAAUUACAGAGAGCAGAAGGACCAUAUUGGAGACUGAAGAGCUUGGUAUCUCAAUUCUCCAAGAUUUGCAUCAACAACGUGAAACUCUUCUUCACUCCCAUAAGAAGCUUCACGGAGUAGAUGAUGCCAUCGACAAGAGUAAAAAAGUCUUAACUGCGAUGUCACGAAGAAUGACCAAGCACAAAUGGAUCGUUGGCUCAAUCAUUGGAGCUCUUAUUGUUGCAGUCAUCUUAAUUCUGUAUUUUAAGCUCUUUCAAAGUUAACGACUACCCGCCAUUCCUUGUAUUGCAGGUGAUUCUGCGAUAUGCGUUCUAGUGCUCCUUUGCUUAUUGCUUAGGAUCAUAUCACCCAUUAUACUUGCCCUUCGCUAUACUUUUUCACACAAUUUGUAAGUAUACAAUUUGUCAUUGCACACCACGGACAAUUCAUACACUUUCGUUUGUAUAAUUUCACUCAGUGCCCCGUUGCGGGCCUCUGUUGUAUGAAUUUCGUAGGAUUUUUUUUAAAAUGGUUCUGUGGAACAUCCCAACUUAGUCUUUUGUGAAAUAACUAUAGGAAAGUUAGGGAAAUAUAUGCUUGUUUUUGGUGUUAA
Messenger RNA from Morus notabilis, 1213 nucleotides. RefSeq names its product vesicle transport v-SNARE 12. Gene Ontology annotation, cellular component: SNARE complex; ER to Golgi transport vesicle membrane; late endosome membrane. The transcript is spliced from 5 exons. The record is from RefSeq and is a predicted model, not a curated record. Gene Ontology annotation, biological process: vesicle fusion; vesicle-mediated transport; intracellular protein transport. Gene Ontology annotation, molecular function: SNARE binding; SNAP receptor activity. NCBI's taxonomy places the organism in Eukaryota, Viridiplantae, Streptophyta, Magnoliopsida, Rosales, Moraceae. Bases 213 to 884 code for a protein of 223 amino acids.